Messenger RNA from Entamoeba histolytica HM-1:IMSS, 1593 nucleotides. RefSeq lists its product as uncharacterized. The record is from RefSeq and is a predicted model, not a curated record. Lineage: Eukaryota; Evosea; Mastigamoebida; Endamoebidae. Gene Ontology annotation, cellular component: plasma membrane. Gene Ontology annotation, molecular function: guanyl-nucleotide exchange factor activity. Gene Ontology annotation, biological process: Ras protein signal transduction; positive regulation of GTPase activity. The coding region runs from base 1 to 1593 and encodes 530 amino acids. The transcript has a single exon.
AUGUCAAUUAAAUCACAACAUUCUUUCCGUUCAUCUAAAUUUAAAUCACAAAAUGGAUCAACAAAAGAUAUUAGUAGUUUUGUAUCUGAACAAUCUUUUAAAUCAACAAGAACAAUUUCAAUUAGAAGAAAACAUCUUGAUAAUUCUUUUGUUAUUUAUUCAAGUGAUGAAAUAGAUCCUGAAAUACAAAAUAUUGCAGAUUCUUGUAUUAAUGAUUUAUCACAAAUUAAGUUAGUAUGUCAAAAAAUGAAAGACUCUAAUAUUUAUUUCUCAUUUGAUACAGAAAUUGCACAAAGAAUAGGUAUUAAUGAAGAUUGGGAUGUUUCAUUAUGUAGAAUGUAUGUUAAUAGAUUAUCCCGUAGUUAUAUAACAUUACUUAAAACAUUAGUUACUUCUAUAAAAGAUUGUUCUUCUGAAUCAACUGAAUUUUUAUCUAUUUGUCAAUUUCUUCUUCCAAUUGAAUUACGAUAUUCAUCUCAAUUAUCAAUUUCUUUAUUAGAGACAUUAUGUCAUAGAUUUGAUGAUGUAUUUAAUAAUCCACAGUUUGAUCCAAUUUAUCAAUUCGAUGAUAUUAAUGUACGUUCUACAUUAUUUGCAGCUUCUCCUAGAGCAUUAAUAACAUUACUAUUUUUCCCACAACAACCAGAACCAGAUUUUCCUAAUAGACUAGCAAUUUAUUUAUCUAUUGCAUUAGAACCAAAUGAAUUAUGUAAAAAACUAAGACAAGUAUUUGAUGGAGAAGAUCUUAGUAAGAGAAAUAUUCAAUGUAUUGGUGCAUUAUUAAAACAUUUAAUUCGUAUAAAUCCAAAAUUACCAUUAAAAGAAAAUAUAGGAGAUAUUAUUGAAAUUCCUGUAAUAAAAUCAGAAGUAAAAGUAAAAAGAUUUUAUAAUAAAAAAAGUACAGGAAGUUCUAUUGUUACUAAUUCAUCAAUUUUAAAAAAUAAAAAGAAAAUUGGAGAAUUAACAGAUGUUAAAUCAAAAAUAUUAGCAGAACAAUUAAUGGUAUUUGAUUCAUUACUAUUAAAUGAUAUUGAAACAUCUGAAUGUGUACAAAUGAAAGAAAAACCAACAAUUGAUUUUUAUUGUGAAAUAAUUGAUAAUCUUGGAAUGUGGGUAUCAUAUUCAAUUAAAACAGAUACAAAUGAAAUUAAUAGAAUGAGAUAUUUUAUUAAAGUUGCAUUAGAAGGUUUAAAACAUAAUUCAUUUAAUGUAAGUUAUGCAUUAUAUACAGGAAUAUCUCAUUUUUCAUUAAAUAAUAUAUUUAAAAAAUUACCACAUAAAAGUAUUAAACAAUUUGAAGAAUUACAAAGAGUAUUUGAUAUUUCUAAAAAUUAUAUUAUUUAUAGAAACACAUACUCUAUUGCUCCUACUCCAAAAAUACCUAUUUUACCAUUAUGGCUUGGUGAUAUUAUUCAUGCACAUACUGCUUUUUCAUCAAAUAGAAGUGAAAAUGGUUUAUUUAGAAUGGAUGCUUUAAGAACAAUUGCUAAUGUAUUAUUAUUAGUAAAUCAUUCACAAAGAGUUGGAUUUUUUGGAGAAGACUUAAUUAUUGAUGAAAUAUUUGCAAAACUUUCAAUGAAAUAUCAAAUUUAA